This is a messenger RNA of Alternaria alternata, 317 nucleotides long. RefSeq lists its product as hypothetical. The record is from RefSeq and is a predicted model, not a curated record. The coding region runs from base 84 to 260 and encodes 58 amino acids. NCBI's taxonomy places the organism in Eukaryota, Fungi, Ascomycota, Dothideomycetes, Pleosporales, Pleosporaceae. The transcript has a single exon.
AAACAGCCACCGGCAGGAGAGAAGUAAAGCUUUGUGAUAGGGAAUAUCUAAGGUGAUUUGAUCAAUCGCUCAACGCCGACGCUAUGCAAUGCCAAAAGUUAACUCCACCACCGACAUUACACCGUUACAAGCACUACCCCAACACCGAUCCAACCCAUCAGUCCCAUACCAGCGUUGCGUGUCGGGUUGAUGCCAGCCGCCUACGUAUCCAAUCAUUCCAGACGUUCAUGCAACAGGCUUCGUGUCGUGCACCACUCUGAACCAUCCGACUCUGGCUCGACCCUUUGCCGAAGCCGUACCAAGCCAUUUUGAUCGAC